Anas platyrhynchos (mallard) is the source of this 1818-nucleotide messenger RNA. It is a transcript of the gene RMI2, whose product is annotated as RecQ mediated genome instability 2. Lineage: Eukaryota; Metazoa; Chordata; Aves; Anseriformes; Anatidae. Gene Ontology annotation, biological process: maintenance of rDNA; regulation of sister chromatid segregation; negative regulation of double-strand break repair via homologous recombination. Gene Ontology annotation, cellular component: nuclear speck; cytosol. The record is from RefSeq and is a predicted model, not a curated record.
GAGCGUGGCCGGGCACCGCCUUUCCCCCCCCUCGGCUUGACCCAGGCCUGCCAGCGCGGCCCCGGCCGCCGAGCGGCGCCAGGCGGCUGAGGCGGGGCUGCGGCGGCGUUUCCCGCCCUCUCCCCUUCGCUUCGUCCCUCAGCGGCUGCGCGGCGGGCUCCGGGCCACGUCCAUGUCCAUGUCCAUGUCCAUGUCCAUGUCCGGGGAGGCAGCGGGGCCGCCGGUGAAGGUGCUGGCGGCCCAGCUGCGGGGCGCCGUGCGGGGCGCCGACGGGAUGUGGGCGCUGGGCCUGGCGGAGGCGGGCCGGGUACCGCUGCGCCUGCGGGCGGCGUGGAUGCAGGGCACCGUGCUGGAGGUGGCGCGGGGCGGUGCCGCCGGCGGCUCGGCCCGGCUGAGGGACGCGAGCGGCGCCUUCACCGUGCUGGGGGUGGAGGCCGUGCCCCAGGGGCGGCCGUGCCUCAGCGCAGGGAAGUACGUGAUGGUGAUGGGCGUGGUGCGGUCCUGCAGCCCCGAGCCUGUACUGCGAGCAAUAAAGAUGACGGAUCUUUCUGAAAAUCCGGUGCAUGAGAAUAUGUGGAGCCUCGAAGUGGAGGAUUUACACAGAGUCAUCCCCUAGAUAUUUCUUGUGCCUAAAGACGUGGAAAUAUAAGUACAUGUAUUGGUGCACUGCGCUGGGCCAUUCUGGCUAUUUGUGAUUUCAAACAACACACUUGGAGUAUAACAAGACUUGGGGUUUUUUUGGCAGGGGCUUGGAUUUUGUUGGGCUCAGAUUUAAGUUGAGGGAAAUGUGCAUAUGUGAUAGUAAUCAUGGUGCUUGUUUCUUUCACAGUCUUGUACCAACAGAGUAAACUACAUUUAUCUGAGAAACACUUGAUGCUCUUGGAAGUGUUGUUAUGAAUGCGACAUGUUUCUGCUAUUGUUAGCCGUUGUUUCUAGGAGCACGUGCCUAGGCAGGCGUUCCCAGUGAUGCGUUUCAUGUUACCAGGGUGAGCUUGAUACGUGGAAUGAAAGCAGAAGCUGUUAUAGACCAUUUAGAUGUGUCUGGAAAUAGCAUCUUGCUCUGUGUUUUCUCUUUCAGUAAUAACCAUGCCAGUAAACUUUACUUGUAAGAAAGAUGUCUCUUUCUAACUAAGCAUAAUCUUGUACUUAAAUACCUUUCUGGUUUCUGUGUUUCUGAAAUAGUGAAAGUGGUACAGUAAUAACCCGUGUGUUCCAGUGAAGUGAAAUUAACUCAAAAGAUGUGAUGCAGAAUUCCUUGGAAUAGGUUCUCCAGGUUCAAAAUGUAAAUACUUUCACCACCUUGUGAAAACUUGUUCUUAAGCGCAUUUGUCUGUUUGAAGGUUUCCUUUCUUGUUCAAGUGUAUGCUAUUUUUAGGUAUUUUUCUAGUUACGUUUAUCUAUCGUUCCUCCUGAAAAAAAUGCUAAAUCAAAUCAAAAACCCUUAAAAAGCACUCUCUGAAAAAUAUUACUAUUUCCCAUCUUGUCUAAAGAGAAUUUGAGUCCUAAAGAAAGCAUUGCGUUAUCCAUAUGGUGUAGGUUUGUGGUUUGGGACUGUAUUGUCCAGCAAUUGGGUUUUGUUAAUUAACAUUUCCUCUGCAUAUACGAAAGAAAGAUAAGGGGAUGACUCGAAAGAAAGUGAUACGAAAGAAAAGGAUGAUACGAAAGAAAGAAAGGGGAUGACUCUCAUCUACAAGACGAGAGUCAUCCCCUAGAUACUUCUUGUGCCUAAAUUACUGGAAAUAUAAGUACAUGUAUUGGUGCACCGUGUUCAAGACGAGAACACGGUGGUUGGUAAUAAAUACAUUUUAAAGCUGCAAA